Molecule: messenger RNA, 1041 nt
Organism: Meyerozyma guilliermondii ATCC 6260
Lineage: Eukaryota; Fungi; Ascomycota; Pichiomycetes; Serinales; Debaryomycetaceae
Exons: 1
Coding region: 1-1041 (346 amino acids)
Source: RefSeq, a predicted model, not a curated record
AUGAGAUUCAGGUGCUGCGAUAGUUUAAGAGUUCUGCCACAAAUACCCCUAUCGCUGUUGAUUGCGAUGCCAUACAAAGUUGGCGGUCAUAUUAUCAAGCUCGAGGCCGAGAGCAGGGAUGGUGCUGAUUUCCAAAUACUCUCCGCCCACCCUCGACUAUUGCGUUUUUGUUUAAACGAAGCCAGUUUCAAUUACCUUAUUAGGCUCAAACGCAUCAUUCAUCUUUACUGUGACAUAGCCAUUAUCUACAGCACGCUUCUCCGGAAGAUCCCCUACUACGACGACAUCACCAGUAUGACGAACCGAACAAAACACCACCUCUUAAUGCUAGAGCAGGACUUCAAUGCCCUUUUAGGUCCGGAGUCCAGAGAAAUGAAGGAUGAGUUUCAAGUCCAGAAUCGAGGACUAUGGGAAAACCGCUUGUACGAGGGCUAUGUGAAAAAAAUGUGCAUGCUUUCCGUGGAAUCUGCCAUCGAGGUGUUCGAUGCCACCACCAAGACGCUCAAUUGCAUCGAUAUCUUUUUCAGUGACUUUGAUAAUCUCAAGAAACUCCUUAUUCCGUUUCUUGCCAGCCAUACAAAGUCACUUCAGCAUCUGCUUGCCAAGUCGUUGUACUUGUUCAAGUUAACCACCAUAACUGAUGAUGUCGAGUCGAUAUGUGGCUCGGACCAAAUCAAUUCUUCUGUGUCAAAACAAUUGAGAAAAAUUGAAAAAAUCACCGCUGGCAUCGAACGAGAGUCUACCAUCUUAAGGACACUUUUCCGUACGUUCGACCCUUCAUUGCAGCAAUACACUAGUAUUCUAUUGGGGAAAGCCAUUCUCAAACGAGAUGUAGAUCCUCAAGAUUGCCAGAUUGUCCGCAGACGAAACAUCUGCUUCCAAGCGGCCGAGCAUGUGGUGAGCAUUCCUCUUUCUGAAAGCCAGUUCUCCGCCUUAAGCAUCAAGUCCAUGUCACGAUACAUGUUGUGGGGAUUCUUUGUACUAUUUCUAUUGGUGUCAUUGAUGGUCCAUCGACUUGUUCGUUUGGUUUCCGGGUGGUGA